CACGUCCCAUCACUGCCUGUACUCAAGAUAUUGGUAGUCCAUCUAGUACUCCCCCUCGUCAAGACCUCCUCAAUAUGACCAAACGCACACGCAAAGUUGGUGUCACCGGAAAAUACGGCACUCGUUAUGGUGCUUCCCUGCGUAAGCAGGUGAAAAAGAUGGAAAUCACGCAACACGCCCGGUACACCUGCACUUUCUGCGGCAAGGACUCCGUGAAGCGUACCGCCGUUGGUAUUUGGCAUUGCAGCUCUUGCAAAAAGACGAUCGCUGGCGGUGCAUGGACAGUAUCGACGACUGCGGCUGCUACUGUACGGAGCACCGUUCGUCGUCUGCGGGAGUUGACUGAGGCAUAGAUAAAAUGUCAUGGGUUCUUUUGCCAUGCUUUUCUUCGCUUUGUUCCAUAUAUCUCGACCCAAUGACUAUGAGCCUCAUGAUGCACGCUGUAUAUUUCCAUCAACACGUGUGAACGCUUUACCUUAGAUUAUUUCCGAGGAUUGUUGA
Molecule: messenger RNA, 501 nt
Organism: Suillus subalutaceus
Lineage: Eukaryota; Fungi; Basidiomycota; Agaricomycetes; Boletales; Suillaceae
Product: ribosomal protein L37ae
Exons: 6
Coding region: 75-353 (92 amino acids)
Biological process (GO): translation
Cellular component (GO): ribosome
Molecular function (GO): structural constituent of ribosome
Source: RefSeq, a predicted model, not a curated record